Molecule: messenger RNA, 1332 nt
Organism: Lodderomyces theae
Lineage: Eukaryota; Fungi; Ascomycota; Pichiomycetes; Serinales; Debaryomycetaceae
Exons: 1
Coding region: 1-1332 (443 amino acids)
Molecular function (GO): oxidoreductase activity, acting on the CH-CH group of donors; flavin adenine dinucleotide binding
Source: RefSeq, a predicted model, not a curated record
AUGUCAGUUAAAGACGAUAUUCCUGCCAUCUUUUUAGAUAAGGUCUCUCCAAGAGGUCUUGAAGCAAUUCAAAAAACAAAGGACUUUGUCGAGCAGUAUUGUAUUCCUGCUGAUAGAGUCUUCCACGAACAAAUCUCAAAAGAUCCAGCUACAAGAUGGAAACAAGUCCCAGCUGUUCUUGAGCCGUUGAAGCAAAAAGCUAAGGAAUUGGGGUUGUGGAACAUGUUUUUGUCAAAGCACUACAAGGAGGGUCCUCAAUAUACCAAUUUGGAAUAUGGAUUAAUGGCUAGGUACUUGGGAAGAUGCCACACUGGGCCAGAAGCCACAAACACCAGUGCACCAGAUACGGGUAAUAUGGAAUUGCUUGCAAAAUACGGGUCAAAAUACCAUAAAGAGAAAUACUUGGCUCCUUUGAUGGAUGGGAAAAUCAGAUCAGCCUUCGUCAUGACUGAAAAGGGAAUUUCAUCAUCAAAUGCAUUAAACAUUGCCACCACUGCUAUCAAAAACUCGCGUGGGAACUAUGUUUUAAACGGAACCAAGUGGUUUGCUUCCGGUGCUGGAGAUCCAAGAUGUGCUGUUUGGUUGGUUAUGUGUAAAACGGAUAACAAUGAGAGCAAUCCAUUCAGAAACCAUUCAGUGUUGGUCAUCGAUGCUAAACAAGCUGUUGCAUCCGGUAAAGCUGAGGUUGUGAGACCAUUGCAUGUUUUCGGCUACGAUGAUGCUCCUCACGGACAUUGUGAAAUUGUGUUUAAAGACUACGAGGUUCCAUCGGAGUUAAUGCCCGAAACUAUCUUGGCUGGUGUUGGUAGAGGCUUCGAAUUGAUUCAAGCCCGGUUGGGUCCUGGUAGGAUCCAUCAUUGUAUGAGAGCUAUUGGUAGUGGUGAGUUUGCAUUAUUGCGUAUUGCUCACAGAGCAAACCACAGAAUCAUAUUUGGUAAACCAAUGAAUAGAAGAGAAGGAUUCUUGAUGCAGUAUGCCAAGUACAGAAUUGAAAUUCAAAAGUGUUUAUUGUUGGUUUUGAAUGCUGCUCACAAGAUUGACAUUUCAAAUGCCAAAGAAGCGCAAAGAGAAAUUGCCAUGGCUAAGAUCGAGACUCCUAAAGCCAUUGGUGAAGUUCUUGACUGGGGUGUUCAGGUCUUUGGCGCCGAAGGUGUCUCUCAAGAUACGGAAUUGGCACAAAUGUGGGCUUGGAACAGAACAUUGAGAAUUGCCGAUGGCCCUGAUGAAGCUCAUUUGUCCCAAUUGGCAAGAAGAGAAGCCUCCAAGUUCCCACAAGUUGACGAGUUUUUCAACAAUGUCGAUUCAAGAGUUGAGGCUAUCAGUAAAUUAUAA